UCAUAAAACUACCCCUGGAAAUGCCCACAACUCCUACGAAAGCCUUGUCAAAUAUGUAUUCUUGGGCGGCGGAAUGUCUCAUAAUACGACUCUACGGUGUGAGAGCUCUUGUGACAUCACCCGGAGAAGAGCGUCAGAUGAAGUGUUCUGCCCUCAACCUUCCUCUUCCCAUAUAGGAACACUAAAGGCCGCUUGGAGUCAUAACCACAAUCUUUCCUUUACUCUGGUGUCAUAUUUCUAGUAAAUAGGUAAAUUUUAUACCUAUGGAAUGUACCGUAGCGCGAAUCAAAACAAACCCCGUUACACAAGGCCGCCCCACAAUCAGCUGGUUAUCAAAGCAGUUGUCAUAGUGAACGAGGACGAGUUAUAUAUAUAGUGAUCUUUGUGCUGUCUGUCCUCCCACGGCCCCUCCCGCCAGACACCAACCACCAAAGCUACUGAAAAUCAACUCCUUUCUGACCACUGACAAGCAAGAUAAGAGCAAAGAUGGCAAUGUUAAGGCUGUUUGCCAGGCCGUCAGUUUUAUAUCUUAAUCCCACGAGAGCCAUCGCCACCACGGCCUCCAAGAAUGCUGGUUUGUUCACCCACGAGCAUGACGAACUGAGGAACUCCAUGAAAAAGCUGAUCGACUCUGAAGUCAAUCCUUACGUUGAUCAGUGGGAAGAGGAGGGCCAGUUCCCCGCACACGAGGUCUUCAAGAAGUUUGGGGAUGCUGGCUUCCUGGGUAUCACCAAGCCAGUGGAGUAUGGGGGGCUCGGACUGGAUUACUCCUUUGCUAUUGCUGCGGGUGAAGCGCUCGGCACCAUCAACUGUGGGGCAAUCCCCAUGGCCCUGGCUGUGCAGACAGACAUGUCCACACCUGCCCUGGCACGGUUUGGGAGCCACCAUGUUAAGGAGCAGUUCCUUGCCCCAAGCAUCACAGGAGAGUUUGUGUCCUGCCUGGGGGUCAGUGAGCCUAGCGCUGGGUCAGAUGUGGCCAACAUCCAAACCACUGCCAAGAGGGUCGGCGAUGACUUCAUCAUAAAUGGCCAGAAGAUGUGGAUCACCAACGCCUUUCAGGCCGACUGGAUGUGUCUCCUUGCCAACACCUCUCAGGGGCAAGCACACAGCAACAAGUCUCUCAUUUGUGUGCCCAUGAAUACACCAGGUAUUCAUUUAGCAAAGCGCAUCAAAAAGAUUGGAAUGCUGUCGUCAGACACAGCCCAGAUAUUCUUUGAGGACGUGAGGGUGCCUGCCAAGAACAUUGUUGGGGAUGAGGGGCUCGGCUUCACUUACCAGAUGAUGCAGUUUCAAGAGGAGAGGCUGGCUGCUGCUGCACUUCUUACGUCACCUCUGCGCAAGUGCCUCGACACCACAAUAGAGUACACAAGGGAGCGCAAGGCUUUUGGAAGGGCAGUCUUAGACAACCAGUAUGUCCACUUUCGCCUGGCUGAACUGGAGACGGAGAUUGAGUGCCUCACUGCCUUGAUUUACAGAGCUGCAGAACUGUAUGCGGAUGGAGAGGAUGUCACAAAGCUGGUAUCCAUGUGCAAGUUGAAAGGAGGCCGGCUGGUGCGAGAGGUCACUGAUUCUUGCCUUCAGUUUUGGGGCGGCAUGGGCUUCACUAAUGAGGUUCUGGUGAGCAGGUUUUUCAGGGACAUGCGCCUCAUAUCAAUCGGAGGCGGCACUGAUGAGGUGAUGCUCGGUAUCAUCUGUAAGUACAUGGGGAUACUGCCCAAGCUUGGCAAGAAGAAGUGAGCUGCCGAGUGACAGGUGUGUCCACAUGUGUAUAAAAAUUGGUGCUGGAUUAGAGGGAUCGGCUGGUGUGGGUGAGGAAGUCCUUCACCGUGGAUGUAGAAUACAGCUGGGCGAUGAGAUUGUUUUCAAGCCAUGCUCAGGGUGCAGCAUUUUACAAUAUGCAACUAGGUAUAAUUGUGUUAAGGUGUAAAUUAGACUGUAAGUAAAGCAGGGAAAGUGUAUAUAUAUUUUUAUCUAAAAUGUAUAACUUCAAAUUUCUUAUUGUCUUUCUCACUCUCUUUGCCAUUGAAAAUGAGUUAGUCUAUUGUUGAUGAAAUUAAAGAUUAUAUUUUCAGAA
Molecule: messenger RNA, 2074 nt
Organism: Eriocheir sinensis (Chinese mitten crab)
Lineage: Eukaryota; Metazoa; Arthropoda; Malacostraca; Decapoda; Varunidae
Product: probable acyl-CoA dehydrogenase 6
Exons: 8
Coding region: 487-1737 (416 amino acids)
Biological process (GO): fatty acid beta-oxidation using acyl-CoA dehydrogenase
Molecular function (GO): acyl-CoA dehydrogenase activity; flavin adenine dinucleotide binding
Source: RefSeq, a predicted model, not a curated record